This is a messenger RNA of Diachasma alloeum, 564 nucleotides long. Its product is annotated as ribonuclease H1-like. Gene Ontology annotation, biological process: DNA replication, removal of RNA primer. NCBI's taxonomy places the organism in Eukaryota, Metazoa, Arthropoda, Insecta, Hymenoptera, Braconidae. The transcript has a single exon. The record is from RefSeq and is a predicted model, not a curated record. Gene Ontology annotation, molecular function: nucleic acid binding; RNA-DNA hybrid ribonuclease activity. The coding region runs from base 1 to 564 and encodes 187 amino acids.
AUGGAGCAAAAAGUCAAUGCCUUCCCUCACUCGGGCCUAGAAGUCACUCAAGGUGGACGAGUGAACGUAUACGUGGAUGGGUCAUGCAGCUACAACGGUUGCGCUAACGCCAUUGCCGGAAUAGGCAUCUGGUUUGGUGACAACCAUCGAUGGAAUACCUCCAAAACCCUGAAGGAAGCCAGAGUCACCAAUAUCGUUGCUGAAACCCUUGCCGCGAUCGAAGCCAUCAAAAUCUACAAAGAAAAAGAUGUACCGAAGUUGAGAAUAAUAACCCACUCUCAAUAUCUCAUCGACUGCGUACUCCAAUAUAUGGGCAAAUGGAAACAAAACGGGUGGUUGAACGCGAAAAACAGACCCAUAGUAAAUCAGGAGUUACUCAAGGUACUAGACCCGUACAUGGAAAAUACAGACGUCAUCUUCCAGCACAUCCCAGGACACCAACGGUUCUAUGGAAACGAACAAGCCAAUCGUCUAGCGAAAAUCGGCUCAAAAAUCCAGAAGGAAGGGAAGGGUCGCCAACAACGGAAAUCGAACAAAUCGACCCCAAUUACCCCGACGAACUGA